Messenger RNA from Nicotiana tabacum (common tobacco), 1340 nucleotides. NCBI's taxonomy places the organism in Eukaryota, Viridiplantae, Streptophyta, Magnoliopsida, Solanales, Solanaceae. The record is from RefSeq and is a predicted model, not a curated record.
UUUUGCUUUCUCGUUGUAGCCUGAAAAAAUGUCUCUAGUCAGUGUGAAAGAUGAUGAGGUAGAUAUUGUGAUAGCUGCAAUUCAACCAGAUCUUACUUCAUUUCUGGAAGAAUGGAGAGCAGUAUUCUCCCGAUUUCACCUGAUAAUUAUCAAAGAUCCUGACCACAAAGAAGAACUUAAAAUUCCAGGUGGAUUUAAUUAUGAUACCUAUACAAAAGCUGAUAUUCAACGAAUUAUUGGAACUUCAAAUGCUGUAACUUUCUCUGGAUUUUCAUGCCGAUAUUUUGGCUAUCUCUUGUCGAAGAAGAAAUAUAUCAUCUCAAUAGAUGAUGAUUGCUUUCCAGCUAAGGAUAAUGAGGGUAACCAAGUCGACGCCAUCUCCCAACACAUCAAUAACCUUUCGACUCCUGCCACCCCAUUUUUCUUUAAUACUCUCUACGAUCCUUUCCGUAAAGGAGCUGAUUUUGUUCGUGGCUAUCCAUUUAGCUUGCGAAGUGGUGUCUCGUGUGCUCUGUCAUGUGGGCUGUGUCUUAAUUUAGCAGAUCUUGAUGCACCCACACAAGCCCUCAAGCCGGCGCUUAGGAACACUCGAUACGUUGAUGCUGUUCUCACUGUACCAGCUAGGGCAAUGAUGCCUCUGAGCGGAAUCAACGUAGCAUUUGAUCGUGAGUUGGUGGGACCUGCUUUGCUGCCAUCUUUCAGGCUGGCAAAAGAAGGAAAGUUCAGGUGGGAAACUGUGGAGGAUAUAUGGACCGGAAUGUGUGUUAAGGUUGUGUGUGAUCACAUGGGAUAUGGCGUGAAAACUGGGCUUCCAUACGUAUGGAGGAAAGAAAGAGGUGAUGCUGUAGAGAGUUUGAAGAAAGAGUGGGAGGGGGUGAAGCUGAUGGAAGAAGUUGUUCCGUUCUUUCAAUCAAUGAGAUUGAGUCCGGCAGCAAAUACAGCAGAAGAUUGUGUGGUUGAGAUUGCUGCAGCCGUGAAGGAGCAGCUGGGGCGAAUAGAUCCAGUGUUCACUCGUGCGGCUGAUUCCAUGGUUGAGUGGGUGAAGCUUUGGAAGACGGUCACAACCCAAACUUAAUCCAUUCUUGCUUCCAAACAGGUGUUGAAGUUUCAUAUUAUUUAUUUUCUGUUACAUUUCCUUACAAGGUCUGUAUACAUGUCUUCCAGACAGUUCUCUUGCAACUGAUGCAUAAUAGACAAGUUUUCAGAUAUUCUGUAGGCUGACCUUGAAAUUGACGUUUACUGGUUUUUACUUGGUUUACAAUGUGUGUUUCAAAAUGUUGGGUUCAUUUUAUGUAAGACUCAACAGAAAAGCUGAAAUAAUUAGUGUAAUUGCUGCUUCA